GAUCAAAGUCCAAUAUAGACGCCAUAACGCCCAAAUGUUUCCUCACCAAUAAUCAUUAAAAGAGAGCACACUACUUGAGUCAUAUUAUCGAAUAGCUGAUAUACUUUCUUGAGUCUGCUUCAACCUUUGAGUCAUUACCUAUGGAGCCUAAGCCGAUGGAUAGCGCGCCAGCCCCGGCCGAGCCGCCCCCAUACAACCCGUCAUGGACCUACCCGCCCAGCGGAGAGAACAACCCGGGCGCUUACCCACAACCUGCCGGCUAUCCACCGCCGCAGAAUGCGGCCUACCCACCGCCGGCUCAGAGCAAUGCCUACCCGCCUCCGAUGAAUUACCCGGCCUAUCCAGCCGGCCAACCAGCCCAACCGGCUCAAGUGACAGUGACAACCACCACCGUGCCACAACCUGCCACCACCCAUCAGGUCGUCAUGGUCAGCACAUGUCCUACGUGUCGUUCAGGAGUCCUACAAGAGCAUAUCCCACUGUGCGGUGUACUACUGGCCAUUUUCUUUUUCCCGCUGGGCGUGUUCUGCUGCUUGGCAAUGAGGGAGAGGGUGUGCACCAACUGCCGGGCAACAUUCAGCUAAACAGCGCAGGUCAACACCGGGACUUUUAAUACACACAUCAAGUCCCAGGUCAAGUUGGACCCGAAACCGGAUCGGAUUUGAACUGUAUCUUCUACUGGAUCAAAAUGAUAUUUCUAGCGUAAAAACAACAAGACAUUUUCCCUAGUCAAAUGGCCUAGAAAAGUGACACCGAAAAGUGUCAUUUGACCCGAAUAAGUGACAGGUUAAAUCCGACCCGACCCGGGUCAAAUUGGUCUGCUCUGCAUGACAAUUUUAAAGAGUGCACUUAUAGCGGUUUAUGCUGUGUUCAAGAUUUCAGCGUUCGCACGUGAUCAUGUGUUGUUGGCAAGUAAAUGAAAACAGUAGAGAAUCAGAAGUCUGGUUCCCUGACAUGACUAUGUCCUGACGUCUCUUAAUAGAUCAGGUCUCUAAUAAGUUUUGUAGCCGCCAAUGUGACGCAGCACAGCUCUGCCCUCGUUCGAAACCGUACCCGAGGCAAAACGAUAGCCUUUACACAAGGCAUUACGCUUGUCAUCAACAUUUCACAAAUGCGAGUUUUGAUUAAAUGAAUUCAAAAUUUUCAGAAUUGAAAACAAACAUUGGAGUUUUUUUGCUGAAAAUACAACCGUUCUAACCCUGAAACACCGGAGCCAUAGCUAGGCCUAUAUAAUUGCCACGGAAAUGUGGUCGGAAACUUUGGACAUUUUGGGAAACAGGAGGAAUCUGAUUAUACCUUCCUGGAAUGGUCAUAUUUUAUAGAUGUAAUUGAACGUUCCACAGAGUUUUCUAUAAGAAUUGUCAUCAAUACUUUCAGGAAAAAAAAGCUUUGAUCUUAUAAUUCAAUAUUUUUUCAAUAUGCCUUGUUUUUAACAAAGGAGGAAAAAGAGAACCUGUAGAUUAUAGAUGACAAAUUUAUAGCCCCAAAUGUGAAAUCAAAAAACAUCAAGGUCUUAUAAUGUUGUUGAGUUGGACAGUUGGUUUGGAAAUUCUAACCAAAUAUUACGUUUUGUGAAAUAGGAUCUGAUACGAAUUAAUGUGUCAAAUUUUAAGUUUUUUUUAAUCAUGUACGGCAUAUAUAAUGGACCAGUGAUAUGGAUAAAUGCAGUUUGUCGUGAUUCGAAACAACUGAUAAAUGUGGACUGCAGUUGAAAGAUUUUUUUAAGUGGAAUAAAAACAUCGACGAAUUGAUUAUAAUAAAGGGAUUUAGAUUGGACUUGUGCUUUGCUUGAAAUUUGUUUGUUUGGUUGGUUAUAAGUGGUUGCGUUUUGUUGUUUUUUCCCCCCUAUCUACCCUUGAUCUUUGAACUACAGAGUCCUUAAAAGGACAUGGGAAUAUACAACUUACAGUAAGAAACAGUGGCAACGACUUAAACCUUUAUUUUCCAAUUCUCUUUUAGGGACUCCGUAUAUCGAACAAAAAUUCGAAAUGGAAAAUGAACGCGAUUGUGUCAACUAAAUGCCAUUAGCAAUCGGUGGCUUGCAAAGUAACACCGCACGGUUGCACAUUAUACACUGAAUGCGGAAACAGAGCGAUCAAAUGCGAAAGUACAUGUAUGUGUUCAUUGGAAACUGUGGUUGAGUAAACAGCUCCGAUACAAUGAUCACGUAGAAGUUCGUCACAGUUCACAGUUCAAGUGUGUUACCACCGAAGUCACUAGGCAUGCAUGUUGGAGUUACUGUAAUACGUGAACCGGUGUAGUGCACUGUUGUUACCGGAGGUUUCCGCCCACUAAUAUAUGCAAAGACCUGCUGCGGUGUAUAUUGCUAGAUCCGCAGGACGGGCAGAAAGUAUGGACGGCCUGGGCACUGAUGACGAACGGUCCCCGUUGACUGCCCCCGAGCCUUACAGUGACGAUCCCGCUCAGGGAGAGGGGACAACGACCGGGGACAAUCAACCGGAGGAAGACCAGGAGCCAGCCGGCCAACCUUUACCCGGGCCACCGUCUGAAGGUUUAACAGCACAGCAAGAUGGAUUGUCUGAGCUAGACCCUGGAGCAAAGCAAGAGACAUCGGGAGUCACGCUUGGUGAGCCCUCACCGGGACCGCAGAUAAACACGCCCGGAGUUGUCCCGCAACAACCACCCACUGUUCACCCGCAGGAACAGGGCCCGGGGAGCCAUGGUUCCCUGGACAGGCCGCCUGUGUUUCAGUCAACCCCUCAAGGGGCACAGAUGCCGGGAGGUAACGCUCCGCCCCCUGGUACUCAAGCAGUCCGGCCCGGGCAAGGACCCGAAGGAGUUCCCCCGGACCCUUCCUCACAAUGGCGCCCUGGCCAAGCUGCUCCCGUUAUGAACCAGCCCCAGCCUGUUCUGCCUGCAGCAAAUAGCCAACAGCAACAACAGCAACAGCCGUAUCAACAGAUGCAGCAGCAACAACAACACUAUCCACCACAGCAGCAGCACCAGGCUCAACUUCAUCAACCGCAGCAGCACUACCAGCCACAGGCCCAACCAGCCACAGACCCAGCGUACCAGCAGCAGCAAGAGCCAGGUCAGCGACACCAACAUGCUUCACAACAGCAGCAGUACCAACAACAGCAGGAGCAGUACAGAGAGCAGCAGCACUAUCCACAGCAGCAGCAGCAGCAGCAUCAGCAGCAGCAUCCCGGUCAACAAGAGCUCCACUUCCCGGCCGAAACGCCCCAGCGCACGGUGAAGGUGACCCAGCCCCAGUACCAGCCCUUGGUCAGCAACUGCCCGCAGUGCCACUCCGGUGUCCUGUCCCAGCAGUUCAGUCUCCUCGGCAUCUUGCUUGCUAUUUUCUGCUUCCCCUGUGGUGUCAUAUUCUGCUUGCUGAUGAGGGAGAGGAGGUGCUCAAAUUGUGGGUUAACAGUAUAGUUCAAUAAUUAUAUCAGAUGAUUAUACACUGAAAACAUUCUAGUUAAAUUUGACUAGAAAACAGCCAAACAUGCUCCUAGCUGACCCUAGCUGUAGGCAGCUGGGUACAAGGUUGACCGUUUCCUAGUCAAAUCAAACUAGGUGUUUUUACAGUAUAGAGAUUAUGCAGCGUGUCCAAAAAUACCCGCCACUGUUUUUUGGCGCUGCUCUAGCGUCGGCGCGGAAACACGUACCGCCAUUAUUUUUAUACCAUUUCAAAGCUUGGAAAUUUAACUUUAUCCCUGCCGAGUAUUGGUUUGAUAUAUAUUGUAGAUUAUAUAGAUUAUAUAUUAUAUUAUUCGUGUUCAAAU
Molecule: messenger RNA, 3749 nt
Organism: Patiria miniata (bat star)
Lineage: Eukaryota; Metazoa; Echinodermata; Asteroidea; Valvatida; Asterinidae
Product: mediator of RNA polymerase II transcription subunit 12-like
Exons: 3
Coding region: 2299-3399 (366 amino acids)
Source: RefSeq, a predicted model, not a curated record